CCCGCCCGUCCUCCUUUCCGGGCUCGCCUCCCGCGGCGACGACGCCGGCGCGGCGCUCCUCCCGCACUCCCCGCCCCCUGGCCUCGCGCUACUCCCGCCUCGGCCCCGCCUCGCGCUACCGGGAUGAGUGGUAGAGGGAGGAAGUCGAGAGGAUGGGGCAGCGCGCUCGACGGAGAUCGUCGCGGCGGCGCCCAAGAAGAAGCCUGCGGAGCUCCUGGUCCUGCCGCAACUCCGGCGACUGGAGCCGUCGAGUGCGGUGAGCGGCGAGGCUGUCGCCGAACCCCGCUCUGUGCUUCAGUUUCAUGACAACGGUACAAUUCAGCUUGUGGACCGGUUAUCGGAAUCUCCUCUCUGGGAGAUCUCCACAGGGCCUCCUCUUUCGAAUCACAUUACUAUCGGAGACUCUGCUAUGAGUUAUCUCAUAUAUCCUGUGAACGGAAAUGGGAACGAGAAUGGGACUGAGCUUUUGGAAGUUUAUAAUGGGAACGAUGAGAAACUUCCGUGGAAAUUGGAGGAUUUUGUCGCCAGAACUCCAUACAUACGGGAUUCCGUUGUUACUAUUGGGUCAAAAGCUUCAACUAUUUUUGUUGUUAAUGCUGGUAACGGUGAGAUUAUUUACAAGCGCAGCAUUCCAGCCGCCUUGAAUGAAUUGGAAGGGCCAGUGGUUGAAGGAACACCAUCCAAGUUAAAUGCUGGUACAAGUGAUGACAGCGCUAAUAUCAUAGUGCUCAUGAGAACUGAUUAUUCUCUCAGUGCAUCAGAUCUUGGCAAACAUUUGUUUAACUGGACAAGAACUUCUUUCACUGCAAACUACUAUAUGAAAUACAACCACCCUGACAUGCUUGACCAACCGUCCUUUCUGCGAGGUGAUAUUCCUUGCAUCAGAACUGAGGGUGUGCCAUGUGGACUUCCUUUACCUGAUUCAAGUUCAGCUACUGCAAUUGUCUUGAGAGAUGCGACCACAGUUAUCUCCAGGGAUGGUGCUGAUGUUCUGAAACCACUUCAAACCUUGAAGAAGUCACCACAAACUGCUGGCAAGUCUAAUGUGGUCUUGGACGGUGCUCAAAAUCAAACUUAUGACAGUGCUCUGUCUCAUUUCUUCUCUGCUGAUCCUGAAGUAAACAAUAAGUUCACUAAAAGUGCUUACAGAUGGUUAUUCCUUGUGCUUCCUUUAUUGAUGGUCAUAGGUUGUCUGUUGAGCUUGAUCUCUGCAAGCAAGUAUUGCAGGCAAUUUGUGUUUCAGCUUAUGAAGCCAUUCAUGCGUGAAAAGAAACCAAUGGACAUUAGAGGGAGGUCGGAAGGAACACCUAAGAGAAGAAAAGCACGGAAGAAAGAUGAACUUAUCAAAAGCCAUGAGAACUUGUCAGCAUCUGACAAGGAGAGCAGUGAAACUGGUGGGUCAACUGAGACACCAAUUAAGGAAACUUCUGCACUAUCGAAUAAGGGGAUCACAGAUAGCCUUGAUGGUCGUCAGAUUGGUAAACUCUAUGUCUCCAAUAAAGAAAUUGGUAGAGGGAGCAAUGGCACAGUUGUUUUUGAGGGAUCUUAUGAUGGUCGUCAAGUUGCUGUGAAACGUUUGUUGCGUUCCCACAAUGACACAGCUGAAAUAGAGACACGGAAUCUUAUUUUAUCUGAUUGGGAUCCUAAUAUUAUUAGACUGUACAGUUUCGACCAUGACAGUGAUUUCAUUUAUAUUUCCCUUGAGAGGUGCCACUGCAGCUUGGCUGAUCUAAUCCAAAAACACUCCUAUUCGUUUUCUGGAGAACCUAUUGUGAACAAUGAAGUUGCUAUCAGCACCAGGUCAAAUAUUUCAAAUGUGGAGGGAAUAGAUGUGGAAUUGUGGGCGCAGGAUGGGCUUCCUUCGGCACAACUCCUAAAGCUGAUGAGAGAUGUGGUUGCUGGUCUUGUGCAUUUGCAUAACUUGGGGAUUGUACAUCGUGAUUUAAAGCCUCAUAAUGUCUUAAUAAGCACAGAAGGACCUAUUAGAGCUAAGCUUUCUGAUAUGGGUAUCAGUAAGCGCCUGCAAGAGGACAUGACUUCUGUUAGCCAUCAUGGCACAGGAUUUGGAAGUUCUGGUUGGCAAGCACCUGAACAGCUUCAUCAUGGUCGUCAAACUCGUGCAAUGGAUCUGUUUAGUUUGGGCUGCCUUAUUUUCUAUUGUAUCACUAAAGGCAAGCAUCCGUUUGGUGAGUACUAUGAAUGGGACAUGAACAUUCUAAACAAUCACUUUGAUCUCUUUGUGGUGGAUUACAUACCAGAAGCAGUACAUCUUAUUUCUCAGUUGUUACAACCAAAUCCAGAGAUGAGACCAAAGGCAGUAUAUGUGAUGCAUCAUCCACUCUUCUGGAGCCCUGAAUUGCGCCUUCAAUUUCUAAGAGAUACCAGUGACAGAAUUGAGAAAACCAGUGAGACUGACAUCAUAAAUGCAAUGGAAAGCAUAGGACCUGUGGCAUUCGGUGGAAAAUGGGGAGGUAAACUGGAUGCUUCUUUGGUUACAGACAUGGGUCGUUACAGAAAAUAUAACUUUGAGUCCACGCGUGACCUUUUGAGGUAUAUCAGAAAUAAGUCAGGUCAUUACAGAGAGCUUUCAGAGGAUCUCAAGGCGUUACUUGGGUCACUGCCGGAGGGCUUUGAUCGCUAUUUCUCAAGUCGAUUCCCAAAGCUGCUAAUUGAAGUCUACAAGGUCAUGUGUGUGCACUGCAAGGAUGAGGAAGCUUUCAGUAAAUAUUUAAAUGGAAGCUCGGUAUAACUGUAGGAGAUGCAGACGCCCCCCCCCCCUCCCCUAUCGUAUAUACUGACACCUGACCUAGGGAGAGUAUGUAUGUACAUGUGAUUUGUAUCAUAUAAUCAUAGAAUAAUAAAGAGGGCUAAAUCUGUACAUUAUAUCCCCCUAUUCCACAGAGUUCUGUUGUCAAUAAACUAAAGCUCAAAUCUUUCUCUCUCUCUUU
This is a messenger RNA of Phragmites australis (common reed), 2948 nucleotides long. RefSeq names its product serine/threonine-protein kinase/endoribonuclease IRE1-like. Gene Ontology annotation, molecular function: ATP binding; protein serine/threonine kinase activity; RNA endonuclease activity. Lineage: Eukaryota; Viridiplantae; Streptophyta; Magnoliopsida; Poales; Poaceae. The transcript has 7 exons. Gene Ontology annotation, biological process: protein phosphorylation; intrinsic apoptotic signaling pathway in response to endoplasmic reticulum stress; IRE1-mediated unfolded protein response. Bases 410 to 2749 code for a protein of 779 amino acids. The record is from RefSeq and is a predicted model, not a curated record. Gene Ontology annotation, cellular component: IRE1-TRAF2-ASK1 complex.